AUGGUCUCCGAAUCCUGGGAAUUCUACACCGCAGCCUUGGGCGCCAUGUCGUCCUUGGCGACCACCCGCAUCAACCAGAAACUCCAGUCGAUCCCCCAUUCCCUCGCCUACCAAGCCACCGCAGAUGCAAAGAACGUCGUCAUCAUCGGCGGCUCGUACGCAGGGGCUCGACUGGCGCAACGACUGACCGAGACGUUGCCGACUGGAUACCGUGCGGUGCUGAUCGAGCGCAACUCGCACUUCAACCACUUCUUCGUGUUUCCGCGAUUCGGUGUCGUCAAGGGGAAGGAGGAAGCGGCGUUCAUUCCGUACGACAAUCUCACCAAGGGAGCGCCGCAGGGGAUUUUCCAGCAUAUUCGGGCGACGGCGACGGAGAUCACGCCGAAGAAGGUUAAGCUUUCGAAUGGGGAUGAGAUCGAGUAUGAGUAUUUGACGGUGGCGACGGGGUCGUGGCAGCCGGCGCCGAGCAAGUUCGAUGUUUUGGAGAAGAGGGAUGGUGUGAAGGCUUUCCAGGCGACGCAGAAGGCUGUGGAGGUCGCGAAGAGUAUUACUGUUGUUGGUGGUGGGCCGGUGGGUGUGCAGAUGGCGAGUGAUAUCAAGAGUUACUAUCCAACAAAAGAUGUCACUCUUGUGCAUUCCAGGGAGAAUGUGAUGAAUGCUUUUGGACCCAGGUUGCAGGGCGUUGUGGCGGAUAGCCUGAAGAGCUUGGGUGUCUCCGUGUUGCUUGGAGAGAGGCCAUCUGUCAAGGCUGAUGGGUCGAGUGCGGCGGAGAAGGGUCAGAAUGUUGGACCUGGUAGUCUUGUGUUCCGGAACGGCUCGCAGAAGGCCUAUGAUCUCGUGCUCCCAUGCACCGGCCAACGACCUAACUCAAGCAUUCUCUCUCAUCUUCUCCCAUCCGCAAUCGAUCCAAAGUCAGGCCAGAUCCUUGUUCGACCAACAUUGCAAGUGAACCCUGGUCCAGCGUCAGAGAAGACUGCCGAUUCCAACACUGCUGCUUCAAACCGAAUAUUCUCCUUGGGCGAUGUGGCUCAAACCGGCGGACCUCGUUUUGCCCGCGCCGCGAGAGCACAAGCUGAAGUCGUCACCUCGAACAUCCUAUCGUUGAUCCAGGGGCAAAAGGAGAAGCUGGUCGAGUACCACCCAGCGAUGUACGAGGGCGCCAUCAAGCUUACCCUUGGGAAGGAGGACUACGUAUUCUGCGGCCGCACCGCCGACGGACGCGAGAUCAUGAAAUUCGGCAAGGAGAAUGCGUCCAACGAGAACUUCGAACUUGCCUCGGCGUGGAAGGAGCUAAGGGCCAGAUUAGAUACUCCUACUCCUAUACGCACGGGCUGGGAAGAGCGGGUUGCGGCCUUCGACAAGCAUAAGCAGAGGUUCAAUGCCACUUGGGGGACGGCGAGAUAG
Zasmidium cellare ATCC 36951 is the source of this 1404-nucleotide messenger RNA. RefSeq lists its product as uncharacterized. Gene Ontology annotation, cellular component: cytoplasm. The record is from RefSeq and is a predicted model, not a curated record. Gene Ontology annotation, molecular function: electron-transferring-flavoprotein dehydrogenase activity; flavin adenine dinucleotide binding. The transcript has 4 exons. Lineage: Eukaryota; Fungi; Ascomycota; Dothideomycetes; Mycosphaerellales; Mycosphaerellaceae. The coding region runs from base 1 to 1404 and encodes 467 amino acids.